Molecule: messenger RNA, 1359 nt
Organism: Hyla sarda
Lineage: Eukaryota; Metazoa; Chordata; Amphibia; Anura; Hylidae
Gene: ATOH1
Product: atonal bHLH transcription factor 1
Exons: 1
Coding region: 63-710 (215 amino acids)
Molecular function (GO): protein dimerization activity
Source: RefSeq, a predicted model, not a curated record
UGCAGCAACCGGAGAGGAGCCGAGUGCACGCGAGAGAGCAGCGCCUGACUAGUGCCGCCGUCAUGUCCCGCCUGCUGCCGCCUGCCGCUGACUGGUGCUGUGAGGAGCUGCCCUCAGAGCCGUACCUGCUGGAUGCCAGUGACCCCAGAGCCUGGCUCUCCGCCUCCUCACUGCAGCCGCCACACGACUACCUGCUGCCGCAGCCCGGGCGGGCACACAAGGUGCGGGACCUGUGCAAGAGGCUUCGGGCUGACGACGAAGAAGACGACGAGGACGAGGACGACGGGGAGGCGCUGUGCAAGCAGCGGGCACCGGGCAAGGGCAAUGGGGUGCAGAAGCAGCGAAGACUGGCAGCUAAUGCCCGGGAGAGGAGGAGGAUGCACGGUCUCAACCACGCGUUCGAUCAGCUCCGGAAUGUCAUCCCCUCCUUCAACAACGACAAGAAGUUGUCAAAGUACGAGACCCUGCAGAUGGCCCAGAUCUACAUCAAUGCCCUGUCCGAUCUGCUGCAGGCGCCCCCCGAGCACUCCGCACAGUGCCCACCUUACCCCCUGCACCCGCUGGAGCCGCUCACCUUCCAGUCCUCCUCACCAUCACCCGGGGCCGGGGCAUCCUCCGGGGAGGACCACAAGACGUCUCCAAGGUCUCACCGGAGUGACGGAGAGUUCUCCCCACACUCCCACUACAGCGACUCGGACGAGGCCAGCUAGAGUGCCCGGGCACCACGGACUGGGCACAGCCCCAUGCCCAAGUGUCAAGAGGACUGUCUAUAGCAUUGCCAUCCUGAUCGUCACCAUGACUGCCGCUCAAUGGGUUCACUCCUAUCUUCAGCAUACCAAUGCUUGCCCUGGUACUAGAACUCUGCCAACUGCCAUGUUGUCUUUUCUUACCCACUCUACCAGUGUCCAUGCCCAAUAAUACAUCCAUAUGUCUUCCAGGCCCGUGUAUAUAGCUGGACUGCCCCUGUAAAUACUAAAGAAAUGCUAGUUUUCUACUAUAUAUAUGCCCGAAUUUCUAUAGCUUCUUGCACUUUAACAGCCAACCAUGGCAAAGAGAACACUAAAUGUGGAGAGCAGGAAAUGCCAACCUGUCCCACUGUAACUCUGCCACUUGUAACUCCUGUCCGGAUGAGGGGAAAGCGUUUGCUGGUGUCAAAGUUUUUAGGACUUAUUACUUUGGAUUGUCAUGUUAUUAGCUCAUCGUCAUUGUUAUUAUUUAUUCCUGCCUUUCCAUGUUUUGUUUGUAUUUUUUACUUUUUCUAUGAAAAAAACAAAAACAAAAAAACGAAACAAAAGGUUGUUUUAUGUUUAUUUAGUACAGUUCACUGCCAUUGCUUGUUUACCAUUUGUGGAGACAAAU